GGCUGGACUGGACUUCUCUCCCCGGACCGCAGCCGGGUGUGCCGCGCCACCCCACGGCUCCUGGGACAGGGGUGUCCGCCUCUCGGGUAAGUCCGGAAUCGGCGCUGCCGCAGCGGACGGGAAAAGCUGGGGGCGGGACUCUCCGAAAGGGGCUCCUACAGCUGGGCGCCCCGGGCGGGCGGGGCUCGGGAGUCUCCUCCCUCCGCUUCUUUGUUCAGUCGCGAGACUCUCCCUCCCCUCCCCCCUAUUGUGCAACGCCUCAUCCCCGGGACCCGCUGCAGUCGCUGGCCACACUGCAGUCCCCUGGGCAGAAGGCCCUCCCCGGCGCGACUUCAGGUGGGGCAGACCGAGGGGACGCCGGCGCCCGCGGACAGUUUCCUGUUUGUGAAAGGCCAAGGGCUGGCCGGUCUUACCCAGCGCUGGCCGGCGGACCUGACCACGGCUCCUCCCCCUGCCACACCUCCGUGGCCGUGGUGGGGAUUGCCCUGGGGCUCUGGCGGACGUGACUGGUCCCUUCACCCGCUCCUUGUCGGGGUGUGCUAGGGCGAUCCUUGCUGGAGAUGAAGGAUUUGGGGGCGGAGCACUUGGCAGGUCAUGAAGGGGUCCAACUCCUCGGAUUGUUGAACCUCUACCUGGAACAAGAAGAGAGAUUCCAACCUCGAGAAAAAGGGCUGAGUUUGAUUGAGGCUACCCCGGAGAAUGAUAACACUUUGUGUCCAGGAUUGAGAAAUGCCAAAGUUGAAGAUUUAAGGAGUUUAGCCAACUUCUUUGGAUCUUGCACUGAAACUUUUGUCCUGGCUGUCAAUAUUUUGGACAGGUUCUUGGCUCUUAUGAAGGUGAAACCUAAACAUUUGUCUUGCAUUGGAGUCUGUUCUUUUUUGCUGGCUGCUAGAAUAGUUGAAGAAGACUGCAAUAUUCCAUCCAUUCAUGAUGUGAUCCGGAUUAGUCAAUGUAAAUGUACUGCUUCUGACAUAAAACGGAUGGAAAAAAUAAUUUCAGAAAAAUUGCACUAUGAAUUGGAAGCUACUACUGCCUUAAACUUUUUGCACUUAUACCAUACUAUUAUACUUUGUCAUACUUCAGAAAGGAAAGAAAUACUGAGCCUUGAUAAACUAGAAGCUCAGCUGAAAGCUUGCAACUGCCGACUUGUCUUUUCAAAAGCAAAACCAUCUGUAUUAGCCUUGUGCCUUCUCAAUUUGGAAGUGGAAACUUUGAAAUCUGUUGAAUUACUGGAAAUUCUCUUGCUAGUUAAAAAACAUUCCAAGAUUAAUGACACUGAGUUCUUUUACUGGAGAGAGUUGGUUUCUAAAUGCCUAGCCGAGUAUUCUUCUCCUGAAUGUUGCAAACCAGAUCUUAAGAAGUUGGUUUGGAUCGUUUCAAGGCGCACAGCCCAGAACCUCCACAACAGCUACUAUAGCGUUCCUGAGCUGCCGACGAUACCUGAGGGGGGUUGUUUUGAUGAAAGUGAAAGUGAGGACUCUUGUGAAGAUAUGAGUUGUGGAGAGGAGAGUCUUAGCAGCUCUCCUCCCGGUGAUCAAGAGUGCACCUUCUUUUUCAACUUCAAAGUGGCACAAACACUGUGCUUUCCAUCUUAGAAAUCUGAUUGUUCUGUCAGAAUUUAUAUGUACAGGUUUCAAAGCAAUAAAUGGGGGAAUAGGUAGUUUUCUGGUUUAGCCCCCAUCUAGUCAGGAAUUAAAUAUACUGGAAUACCUACCUUCUAUUUGUUAUUCAGAUCAGAUCUGGCCUAUUUUCAUAUUUAUCCUAAGCCAUCAAAUGGGGUAGUGCCUCUUAAACCAUUAACAGUACUUUAGACAUUGGCACUUUAUUUUUGUCAUUGAUCUUUAGCUACUUUGGGGAGGAGGGAAGGUGCUGAUACUUUCAAUUUGUUACUUUUCAAGAUUUUUAAAAAUAACUAGUGUAGCUUAUCUUAAACAUUUUAUAAAACCUUCAGAUGUCUUUAUUUAAGCAGAUUGGAAGUAUGCAAGUGCUUCCUUAGCAGGGACAGUGGAUAAUCCUUAAUGGUUUAUCACAGAUUUCCCCCUCUCCCCUUCUCAGAAGAGUGAAUAUGCUCUUAAAUGUCAAACACAUUUUUGUUUUGUUUUUUAAAUGAUCAGUGUCUAUUUGAUGUGAUGCAGAUCUUAUAAAUUUGGGAAUUAUAAUAUUGACAUUUCUGUGAUUUUUAUAGUAUGUAAUGUCUUAAUUGAGAUUUCUGCUAAGGCAGAAAUAAUUAGGCUAGGGCUCUUAGUUUCAUUCCUAUUGCCCAAGUAUUGUCAAACUAUGGUAUUAUUUUAAUGUUACUUUAAAAAUCCAUAAUCUGCUAGUUUUGCAUGUACUUGUAUGAAAACAGUGCAGUAAGUUGAAAACUCAGUAUCUAUGGAAUUGAUAAAUGUUGAUCUGGUAGUAUAUUUUAUCUCAUUUUCUUAUAUUAAAAAAUGUCUGCAUGAUUACGUUUUAUUUCCUUUGUAAUUUACAUUUCAAAAUAAUGUAUUGCUAUAUGGGUGCCAAGAUUGAAUAUGAAGAACCCGAGUGUUUGUAGUAUUAUGGUUUUAAGCAAAUCUGUGUGGUGAUACUAGCCAUAAGAAUGGGGCUUAUAUAAACUCUGUACGUGUAAGAUUUUGUACAGAGAAUUUUUAACUUUAUAAAUUGUAUAUGAACAUGUAAAUCUUUUAAAAUGUACAUAAAAUACUGUAUUUUUUUACCUUGUGUGUGAUAGUCUAGUCAUUGCAUGUAAAUAUAAUUUAUUAUGUAUUCUGUAGUAUAAAUCAUACAUUGAUGACUUACAUUUUUACUGGUAACUCAACAUCCGUUGGAUGUUUCCUGAAGUGGCUCUUUUUGAAGUGAUAAUAGAUUGUAAUUCAAAAUAAAUUAAUGAAUUCUCCUUGUUUGGGAUCACACCUUAAUUUUUAAUCUGUUAAAAGCGCUGGAUGUAUUUUAAUGAGAAGACUUUAGGUGAGGCUACAGUGAUUCCAGAGUGAGCCUUCUAACUGGCUAGCAGAAGUUCUCUAGGUUUGGCACUGUGCCUUGGAGAUACUGAAAGAUAAUCUGUCAUUUGAGAAUUGACCUCUUUGUGGGAUGGACUCAUUAAGUAUGCUCUCAGAGACUGGUAUAUUACCAGAAUGCCUGUUAAUUUACAGUGAGAGGCAACAGGUAUUAAGUAGACCAGAAUGCUCAGGUUGGCAGAUAAGAACGAUCUUUCAGGAGACAAAUCAAGUUUUAAUCAGUUGUUUGGUUAAUAAGUAUGGGGUGUUGGCUGUGAUAGGGCCCUGCCAGCUUCUGGCUCUUGUGGACCUCAAAAGUAUCAGGCUGUUUUGUAAGUGGUGGUCCUUUCCCCUGCCCGACCCAAUAGGUUCCCCACCUGUCUAGUUUGAUUUUUGUAGACCUUUGUUUUCUCUAGUUAGAAAAUCAGGUACACUGAAUACGGUUUUCAUGUAACACCUCUUCUCUGGAUAUGGGGUAUGUUUUCUUACCCUCCUAGUUGAGAAUCUCUACUUGAGGAUGACCUUUCCUCUCUUACUAAGUAAUAUGAGUAAAUAGUGGGCAAUAUAUUCUGCUUUCAGAUUUUGAUUUGUUGAGAUGUAAAAGUUCUUUGUGGCUUACCAAAUCUCAAGACUCUCUUUAGCUCCUGCAGGAUUGUAUUGCUUUUCUUACUGGAUAUUCUUCCUGGGUAAGUAUCUUUGUGGCUUCAUCUCUUCCCCCUCCGGUUUUCAGUGUAUUUAGUCUAGACCUCUCUGCUGAGCUUGCAACCUGUUUAUUCACAUGGGUUGCCAUGCCACUUGGAGGUUUCUGAUUACUCCCAAACCUGCUGUUUCUUUAUGUCUUUCUCAGCGAAUAAUUCCAUCUAUUCAUGUUGGAAACUUAGGUGAUAUGCUCAUCUCCUUUUGCCUGUUUAUGGAGGUCACCAGCCUCUAUCAUUUAUAUGAUUUCGUUUACACUGUUUAUAUCUCUCCGUCCCCUCUUUUUCUGCCAUUGGCAUGGUUUAAACCUGUACUCUUUAUCAGCAGAGGUACUGUAAUAUAUUUGUGAUCCCUCAGCUUCCAGGCUUACUCCUGGUCUCUGCCUUCCUGUCUACAUAUCCUUUUAAAAUAAAAUUUUAACUGUCUCCUGAAAAAUUGUUCAGUAGGUCACCCACAAUCAGGAGAAAAAUCUAUUCAUGACAUACAAGUCUCUGUCUAAUCUGAACACUGCACCUGUCUCUGGCCUUUUUUUCUUGUCAUUUCCUAGACCUUAAAAAAUGUGUAUUGAGAAAGAGAACUCUGGUAGUUAUACAGAAGAUGAGCUGGGCAAUAUAGAGGAGUAGCAUGGAGACCAGUCUGACUGAACUAAGGCAGUGGAAGUGUGGAUGAGGAAGAGGUGAAAAUUGAGAAGCGCUAUCCUUUCUCUUUGGGCAUUAUUAGGAGGCUCACAGACAAGUCUAGGAGCCUGGUUAUUCCCUCCUGUGCCAUUCAACCAGGUGGCUUUCCCAUGACUGAUGAAUAAAAUUGAGAAGCCCCUGCCCUUUUCAGAGCAGAGGGUGAGGAGAAAGCUACAAUUUUGGCCUCAUCCUUACCCCCCUUGACUUGGCAAGAGAUUUGUUCUUUCAGGUUUUGAUCCUGUCAUUUUCUAGGAUGUGGUGCAUGCACUUUGCUGUUGUGCAUGGUGAAGUAUUGUGCCUAGGUCCUGGGUCUUCAUCUGUUUGGCUCUGCUACUGUUUCCUCCUCCCAGGAAGUGUGGUUAGACAAAUAAUGUGUUUUAAUUACCUGUCACACUCAGGAUUAAUACAUACUCAGGUUAACUGUAGAGAGGCAUUGGCUGCAGAACACUCCUCGUGACAAUUUUAGCCAUUUUCUUUGUCUGGAGUCUGCCUUUUUCUUUUUUACAAUUUCUUUCAUUUCAACACUAGGUUUCAAUAUGGUGUUCCCGCUACCUCCCACCUCCUUCCUCCCUCAUCACACAUGCAAAUUGUCAGCUUAUUUAGACAACCCACUUAGAUUCAUAUAUGGACAAGGACAAGGUAUUUUGCAUUUGUUACUGGAAUUCAGUUUUCCUAACUAUUUACUACCAGAAAUGGUCAAUAACUUACUUUGUGUUUAGCAAAUCAAAUUGUGUGGUAGAUAGUUUCCCAGUAGGAUGGCCAGUCAGUCUUUCCAUCCCUGUGCCUACAUGCUGCUCUUCCCAUCCACAAGUGGAGUCUGUUUCUCUUGAGUUUUGGCUGGCCUUAUGAAUGGCUUUGCUUACUGAAGUGCAGCAGAAGAAAUUCAGUAUAUGUCCAAGCCUAGGCUUUAAGAGACUGGCAGCUUUCCUUUUACCCUUUUUGAAAGCUAGCCACCAUGCUGCAAAGAAGCUCAGCUGGAUUACUGAAAGAUGAGAGGCCAUGUGGAGAGAGACUCUUGAGGAUGAGAGAUUAUCUUGGAUGUUCCAGCCUUAGUUAAGCUCCCAGCUGAAUGUGGGUGUAUCCUCAGCUACACCACAGAAAACAGAGGAACUACUCAGUCGAUCCCAAUCAACCCACAGACUCACUAGAAAUAACAAAUUAUUGUUUUAAGCCACGAGGUUUUGGGGGAGGGUUGUUAAACAGUAAUAGAUAAGUGAGACAGAUUGCUUGUUAUUUAUGGUCAAAUGGUGAUUAUCUCUGGUGAGAUUACAAGUGAUUUCUUUUAAAGUUAUACCUAUCUGUAGUUUCCUUUUUUUCCUAAAAUUGAUUUGAAUUAUUAGUGUAUUAACAGAAUAAAGAAUGAACUUUAAAACACA
This is a messenger RNA of Nomascus leucogenys (northern white-cheeked gibbon), 5727 nucleotides long. RefSeq names its product cyclin G2 (gene CCNG2). The record is from RefSeq and is a predicted model, not a curated record. Gene Ontology annotation, cellular component: nucleus; cyclin-dependent protein kinase holoenzyme complex; cytoplasm. Lineage: Eukaryota; Metazoa; Chordata; Mammalia; Primates; Hylobatidae. Gene Ontology annotation, molecular function: cyclin-dependent protein serine/threonine kinase regulator activity. Gene Ontology annotation, biological process: regulation of cyclin-dependent protein serine/threonine kinase activity; mitotic cell cycle phase transition.